CCGACCCGAUCGCACAAAGGUCGGCGUCGGCGAGCCACUGCUUCCUGCACCGCCUUCAGCUUCGGAUUCCCAAUACCCCGCCGAAACCCUAGGUCGAAGAAGAACCUUGGCGCUCGAAUCGAUCCGGUUCCUUCUUGCUCCGGUGGUCAUUCGCCCCCAAGGCGACGAAAAGGAUAAUCAGAUCAUGGCUACUGAUGAUUGCGAUGAUAAUUGUUUGCAAGAGGAUGGUUCACUAUGUGGAGAGGGAAUGAAUGGAGGAAAUGGAUUCGAGGCUCUGACAAGAGUAGAACUUGAUAUUGCAUAUUCUUCAGAGAAGCUACUAAACUUGGAGAUACUCUUGAUGCUAGUAGUUGAUAGAGCCAAUGAUUUUGAAGCUGUGAGCAUGGAAUACAAAGACAUCUCAGAUGAGUCUGUUUUGAAGGCCUUUGAAUCUGAUAUUUUAUCUGGGAUUUUAGACAUGGAGGUCAAAGAACUACAAAGCUUCAUGUGCUUGCUACAAACUGAAAUCAUAGAGGCCCACCAACAAGUUUCUCAAAAUGAGCACUUUGAAGAAUCUGCUGCUAAAGCAGAAGAGAAGUUGCAUGAUGCUGAAAAAUCUGUGAAGAAGUUACAAGAUUCAGUUGCUGAUAUACUAGAUCAGUCAUCGACGUUCAUAAGAACUCUAGCUUUGUGCCAUUGUGAAACCAGGACUGAUGAAAGUGAAGAACCUGACAAUGGUCAUUUGUCAUCCAUCAGCACAAAGUUGAAACCGCAGAGUCUUGACCAACAAAGGCAUGUCUUACAAAUGUUGGAGAAAUCAUUGGCCAGAGAACUGGAUUUUGAAAAAAAGCUUUCAGAUUUAAGAUAUAGUGAGGAGGAUCUUAAGCUGAAACUGCAUUAUGCAGAAAGAGAGCUAUACUGCAUGGAAGAGUUGAUGGAAAUAUGUUUGGAGAGGGCAUUUGAGGCUGAAAAUGCUGCUGAGAUACUUUUGGGUACUUCCGAAGAAUUAGCUGGAAGAGUUCAGGUUCUUCAACUUAAUCUAAAUAGUUCACAACAUCGGGAACAUGAGAUGAGAUCAAAGUUGCAGGAAAGUUUGAUGAAAAUACAUGCUGAAGAAGCUGCCAAGGAGAGGUUGACUCAUGCAGAACUUGAUUUAAUCUCGUCAAAAGAAAGAGGAGCAAGUGGGUUGAAAGCUGAAGAUGAAAGCUUGCUGGCUAGUUCUGAAAUAUUGUCUCUGAAGGACAAGGUGAGAACACUUGAGGAGAAGCUUAGAGAGUCUGAUGCCCAGUUGCGGCUGGCAAAGGCUUCUGUUGGAACAAGUCAGCAACAACAGAGUGCGCUGCAGUCUGCACUCAGUCAGGUGGAAAAAGUAAUUGAGGGUCUCAAGGCUAAUGUUUUGAGAACUGAAAGCAGAGCUGAAAUUGCAGAAGCAAAGUAUGCUGAACUGAGUAAAACUAAUGUUGAACUAAAUGAAGAGCUUUUUUUUCUUCGAAAUAGUGAAUCUGAAAAGACAAACCUUUUAGAGAGGAGAUGCCAGGAAUUACAUACUCAGUUGGAGCAUGCAAAGGCAUCUGUUGAAGCACUUGAAGAGCAACAGAAUGGAUUAUAUGCUGCAAUUUCUGACAUGCAAAAUAUGAUCGAGAAACUCAAAACAAAGGUCUCAAAAGCAGAAAGUAGGGCAGAGAGUGCUGAAUCUAAGGUUAAUCUGUUAACCGAAUCUAAUCUAGAACUAAAUGAAGAGCUGGGUUUCCUAAGAGGACGAUUAGAAUAUUUAGAGAUGUCCCUGCAACAAGCUGAGGGUGCAAAAACAGCCAUUGCUAAAGACAUUGGUAUUCGGACAAAAACUAUCAGUGAUCUGGUCAAGAAACUAGCCUUGGAAAGAGAACGCCUUCAGUCACAGAUAACUGCAUUAACGAAAAAGAACAAAAUCCUGGCUGAGAAAUGCAAAACAAAAGAAAAUGCCCAUACUUCUUUGAGCUACAAUGUGGAAGCAUUGACAGAGUCUUCAACUACGGGUUCUUGGGUAGAGAAGCCCAUAGCAGCUGUGCCUGUUAGUGAGAAGAGUGCAGAGAUGACUGUUUCAGCGGAGGAAUCCUCAGGUGGCGAUUCCAAGAUCGAGACAGUGAGGACCAUAGAAGCAGCACAUCUUGAUCCAAAGUAUCUUUUCAUGGCUGUCCUCAUUGUAUCUAUUGCAAUCCUCACAUUCUACCAAUAUCAACAAGAACGCAAUCACGCGUGAGGGUAUCAGACAAAUUCGCCACUUCCACACAUGAUGAUCAUGAGAUGCAACCCGUAAAUUCUCCAUCUGGCGACUAUGAUACCGCCUUCAACUUUGAUGCUCUACUAACAAACAUUUUCUUGUCAAGAUGGACUAAAGUUACUACAGGUUCUCAGAUGUUUAGUUCCGCUUGUUUCGUUCUUUUUUUGUUUCGUGUUGAGAAAGGUAGCUUGGUGUUUGAUCUGCCACCAAAUUUGUGUCAUUAGUCAGGCAAUGCAGCAGAAAAAAAAUGUCGCAGGAACUGGGGAGGAUCAUGAAAAGUUCUGUUC
Messenger RNA from Musa acuminata subsp. malaccensis (wild Malaysian banana), 2526 nucleotides. RefSeq names its product WPP domain-interacting tail-anchored protein 1. The record is from RefSeq and is a predicted model, not a curated record. Lineage: Eukaryota; Viridiplantae; Streptophyta; Magnoliopsida; Zingiberales; Musaceae.